CCCUUGAAUAUCGCCAACUCGAACAAUGAUGAACUACAUUCAUUUGGUUUCGGUUCGAACAUCGAGCAAUGGAGUCUUGACGAAGGUCCUGCCGAGAACGCGACAGGGAACUUGAUCUUCGACACGGUCCACUCACUCUUACAACACUGGCCAAACACUCGAUAUCGUAAUGGUACGUAUCCCUGUCCGCUGCUUUGCUAAUGCAGGACAAGUGUUUCAUCCUUUUAUAGGACAUAACAUAAUACCAGGAACAAUUCCAAUAGGUACUUUACUGUAUCACGGCACCACCCGCAAUGCGAUACCCAGUGAGCCUGAGUGGACCUCUACAGACCCAGAACAUUCUCUUUGUUUUGCUCUUGGAGAUGGGGUUGGCUGGCACCUCACGCUGGCAGCAACGCGACCUCUGAAAGUUUUGUACUUUGAUGGAAGUAGUGCUGCUAAGGUACCUGAGGGUACAAUGGAUAUACAGGAUAUAAUAGCCUGGGGAGAAGUGCAACCUGAGCGCAUCUUGGAUGAAGAUUCACGGAUUACAGAUCUCUGUAGGUGGGGAAAGGAGUUCGGAAUCGACGGUUUCGCGAGGAUGGAAAUGGACUUUGAAGUUAUGUUGUGUGAUUUUACGGCCGGUGUCGAAGUAGUAUCUUUCCUGCAUGUUCGGGUCUUAUGGAAGGACACAAACGGGUUCCCUCCGAAUCGCCCUGUUCCCGCACCCGGUCCUGAUAUCUGGAAUCGCAUAGUUGAAGCCAUGCACUCCGGCUCAUGGCACAAUCACCACCCGGGAGAAUCUCGCAUUGUGCUCGACCUGGCUGGUCUUGUCUCACUGUACGAUAUCGCAUUGGCACCUUCCCUCGUCCCGGUUCGCGCGGGGCUUGAACGGCAAGACCACCGGGUGCUCGGAAUCUCAUCAGAAGACAUAUCGCAGCUGAUGAGAAAGCUCACCGAAGUCAUCAGUCGACCAGACCCGGGCAGCGGAAUAGACUGGAAGGCCCUCACCCACGUCAUCGUUGAUCGAUAUGCGGAUCGGCUCGAGCUCGUGCGGCAUCUUCUCAAUUUCACCUCAUCAGACUCGCAAGAACUCCUUCAGCGAGCAAAGCUCGUGCAGACCCAGCUCCGCGUUAUGCUCGCGCCAUAUCUAUUAGAUGCUACCGUUGUCCCUAGCGCAGAUACUCCGGGCCUACAUCCAUUGCAGUGGGCAUCCCCAAUGUUCAGGCUAUGUGCCACAACACAUACUACCGCGAUGACAUAUCAAGUACCCUUAAUGACGCCUUCAGAACGCCUGUUGCUCAAGGCCAUCGAGGACAUAAUGAGAGAAAUCUGUCGUGUCACUACGAAGAUGUGGGCCGUUGGUGUCACGAGCGGGUUCGACACUCUUUUCCCCAUUGAACUUGAUGGGGAGCCUGAUGUCGCUCAAAUAAUGAAUGACUGGAGACAAGACACCCAAAAGCUGAUGUCUUGGUUAGACUGGAGUAUAUGGAUUAAAUGCCGACCUGCCUGCGGCCCAGAGGAAAUAUGUUAUCUUCCUACCUGGCCCCUUAAUGCCCCCACGCCACGUCAACCUCCGCAGGACCCGCAGAACACUACUGAUGCACCAGCAGAAGUAAAUCAUCUUGCUGAUCAAGUCGGGCAUCCACCAGAAGGCUCAGCGAUUGCAGAUGCUUUUUCCUCCAUUGAGACGCCGAUGGAGGAAUGGAAGAGGCCUCAACCGAAGUGCGUCAGGCGCCUCCCGCCGUAUCAAUUUUGAUCCCGACGGGCCCUCACGCGUAUGAACUACAUCUUUCGUGGAGUUGAGUCAUCUGGAUAUACCUUUUUCCCUGAUAGUCCUAGGCCUCCCGAGGUCACAGACGUGUUUUCCUGCUGGAAUGCAAAUAUUGGUAUAUGUAUUGGAUACAACACC
This is a messenger RNA of Suillus plorans, 1891 nucleotides long. RefSeq lists its product as uncharacterized. NCBI's taxonomy places the organism in Eukaryota, Fungi, Basidiomycota, Agaricomycetes, Boletales, Suillaceae. The transcript is spliced from 5 exons. The record is from RefSeq and is a predicted model, not a curated record. The coding region runs from base 170 to 1738 and encodes 522 amino acids.